AGUUUAGGGCGCUUUCAAAUUCUUCCUGUUACGAGUAGCUAAAUUACAGGUUGUCCCGUCUUAAAUGAAUCAGAAACCGAAAGAGCAACAGAUUGUACUCCUUGUAACGCCAGCCUAACAGAUCCAAUUGACAGGAUAACUUAUUCUACGGACAAAAGUAAAUCGAGUUCGAAAAAAAUGGCAGAUGAGGCAGAGCCAAUUGGGGACGUUGCGGAGGAGCUCGAGGAUGUCACCGAUGCAAAGCCGGACAGAAAGGGCAGAUUCCUUCUCUUUGGGUCUAAGAAGAAGAAGGAUGGACCAGCGUUGGGUCAGGACCACUCUACUGAAAGCCAUUACAGAAUUGUUUCACCAACAUUCCAGUAUAAGAUGAGCCACCAGCGAGUGGGCAAGUGCGUCAUCAUCAACAACAAGAACUUUGAUGAGAAAACAGGGAUGAAUGUGCGAAACGGGACGGACCGAGACGCCGGAGAGCUGUUCAAAUGCUUCAAGAGCCUGGGCUUCGACGUCUGCAUUUACAACGACCAGACCUGCGAGAAGAUGGAGCGCCUGCUGCGGGAAGCUUCCGAGCAGGACCACAGCGACAGCUCGUGUUUCGCCUGCAUCUUGCUGAGUCACGGGGAGGAGGGGAUGAUCUACGGCACGGAUGGCGCCAUGCCCAUCAAGAGCAUCACCUCCCUGUUCAGGGGAGAUAUGUGCAAGAGCCUGGUGGGCAAGCCAAAACUCUUCUUCAUCCAGGCUUGUCGGGGUGCGGAGUUUGACGAUGGGAUACAGACGGAUUCUGGUCCGCCCAAUGAGACUGUGGAGACUGACGCAAACCCCAGACACAAAAUUCCAGUGGAGGCAGACUUCCUGUUUGCAUACUCUACCGUGCCAGGUUACUAUUCCUGGAGGAAUCCUGGCCGGGGUUCCUGGUUCGUGCAGGCACUCUGCAAUGUCCUGAACGAGUUCGGCACGAAGCUGGAGAUCAUGCAGAUUCUCACACGUGUCAACUACAUGGUGGCCACCAAUUUCGAGUCCUGGUCCGAGGACCCGCGCUUCAGCGAGAAGAAGCAGAUCCCCUGCGUGGUCUCCAUGCUCACCAAAGAACUGUACUUCAACUGACCGACCAAGUCCACCGCGACCGGUCGCACGUUCAGGGAUGACAAGACCCCCCCCCGGGGGCGCCAAACGUGACCAGGUCGGCGCAGGAGGAAGGUGUCGGUGCCCCCCGGGGGGGAAACACAGCUCUCAGCUUCGUCUUCAACGGCACUCUGCGUACAAUGUGUGGUGAUGCUCGCCUCUCAAGGUUAUCCUUUGGUCACGCAACCUUCUGUCGACAGGCAGUGUGGAAUAUCAAUGUGAUUCACCUGACCCAGAAAUGUGAUGCACUUAGCCCUUCAACCGCCAAUCCAAUCCUCAAUCAAAGAAGGCUCUCGUCCUACAAUUACAGAAAUUACAGAAACCGUCUACAAGCCCUUACCCCAAGAAGAUGUAAUUGCUCUUAGAUGAGCAACGUGUGGAAAAAAAAAAAACAAAUAUUAUCAAGUAUGGAGCGUCUGAUGCCAACAGUUGUGGGGUUCCCAUCCAACCACUUUUAUGUGAAUUUUUAAUUUUGAAAUGCCUGAAAUUCUGCGAUGAAGGGUGAUGGAAACAGUUUUUUAAAAUAAAUGAUGACAUGCUUUUGCUCCCGAAAGCCCAAAAAAGGACAGCUGGCAUUUUGAUUAUGUAAUAUUGUUGUGUCGGCUUCAGAAUAUUCGCAUAACAGUAGUUGAUGGAAACGCAUUGUGAUUCAUAUUUUAUUUUGCUGACUUUUCGUAAAUUUGCUUCAUAUUUUCGAACAUUGAACAUUUGAAACUUAUCAAGUGACUGUUACAGACAGUAAUGACUGAGGCCUCUCAAACCCAAAAUUAGGGUUGAUUGAUUUGAACAUAUAAAUUCUAGCCAAGGAGAAAAUCCUUUGAUUGGUUCAAAUCAGACAGUUGUUGACAACACAUGGUCCCUUUUUAAUCCAUUUUUUGAGUUGAUUAAAUUCAUACAUACUAUUCAUCAGUCAUAAAUUCAAACUGCAGAAAUGUAUCCAGAUGCUGUAAAACAAUUUGUUCAUACAGGCCUAAAUGUAGACUCAUUUGACUGCUCUGAAAUUCACAGAAUUAAGACUCACUUUUAAGACUCACAUUAGUCUUACUGCCUGACACAGAAACAUAUGCUCAGCAUGCAGUUGGGUAAAUAUCAUGUUUUGUAGAGUACUGUUAGGACAGCAAGUCUUAAAACACAGCAUAUAAGCAAGGAUUCAAAGGGAAGAAGACCAAAUUUGAUAUGAGCUAUAAGCUAUCUAAGUAUGCGUUGUACUUAUAUUAUUUUGCAUUUAGACCAGGUAUCAUUUGAUCAUAUUUACCUGAGUAUUCUUUGUAAUAGUUUUUCUUCGCACAUCCAGUGAAAGGCCGAAGUUCCGUAUUCAGCAAGUGUGGUGUCUUAUCUGUGAAUUUCAGGCUGUCGUAACCAUAGCGAUGGUAAUGUAAGAACACUUUGACCUGUAACAUUUUGUGCCAUAAUGUGCAAGCAGGAAAUGUUUGAAAUGAUGGCAGAGAUUACAUUACAAUGUACGGCUUAAUUUAUGGAGUCUGCUGGCUCCCAAAAUUUGUACUGUCACUGUAUUCACAUUAUAUUCAUAUCAUCACAUAUGUAUCGAUUAAAAACAUAUACACUCAGUGAGCAGUUCAUUAGGCAGGCCUGUAUACCAGCUUGUUAAUGCAAAUAUGAAAACAUUUUUUUAAUCAGGCAGUCAUGUGGUAGCAACUAAAUGCAUGAAAGCAUGCAGGUGUAGUCAAGAGGUUCAGCUGUUCAGAUAAAAUGUCCGAAUGGGGAAGUGACUGUGAAAUGUGAUCUAAGUGACUUUGACUGUGGAAUAAUUGUUGGUGCCAAAAAGGGUGGUUUGAAUAUCUCAGAAACUGCUAAUCUAUGGCAGAGAAUGGUGCGAAAACCAAAAAACAUCCAGUGAGCAGCAGUUCUGCGGGUAAAAUCGUGUUGUUAAUGAGAGAGGUCAGAGGAGAAGGGCCAGGCUGACUGAAGGUGACAGUAACGCAAAUAACCACGUUAUAACAGUGGUAUGCAGAAGAGCAUCACUGAACCUCUUCAGUGGAUAGGCUACAGAGGCAGAAGAUGAGUCUAUUAAAUACCCAAUGAAGUGCCCACUGAGUGUACACACAUUCAGCAACAGUAUACGAGUCAUGACCCAUCACAAAUUAUUUCACAUGUCCUUCCAUGUCUUUAUAUUCAAAGCACAAAUCGAUGCUUUGUUGUACACCAGUCCUGUACAAUGAGCGGUAUCUACCCCUGACAGGACAAAGCUCAUUUUUAAAAGCACACAUUUCUUUGGGAUUAAAGGUUGUUAUUUAAUAUUCACUGCAUGUUCCUUCCAAAGUCAGAAAGGCAGUUUGUUAAUCUACAGAGGCAGCUAUUACUGAUGAUAACUUUCUCAAUUAUAUGUCUGACCAUCCACCAUCCAUUUGUCCCAACCAAUAUGUAAUGUUCUCUCAACUUUUUGUAACUGUGACAGUGUUACAACAACAUUACAUUAGUUACAUCACAAGGGAAUUACGUAUUGGCUUGGAAUACAUUCACCAUGGUAAAUUACCAGUCUAUUGUAUGUUCCUUUUCCUUUUCAUUUUCAGUCGCUUUCUUUUUUUUAAAUUUGAAAUAUUUCUAUUAUUAAACUGUAGUUAUGAGAUGGUGCAGUUGGCAUCUUCAAGGUUAUGCUUUGGCUGGUUUAAGCCAAAUAUUGAAAUAUCCCACUGUGAGAACUCGGACACACAUGUAAACAUGUUCUUCAGUAUCCAUCAUGGACCUGUGAAGUUUAUAAAUAUCAAUCAAUAAUCAUUGGUUUUGCGGUCAAUCCAUGAUAUUGCCCGAUGUGUUGCCAAAGGAGUGUUUGCUCCAGUUGUUUUGGAAUGGAAUUGAAGGGAAAGUAAUAUUUUUAGAAGUAAAAUGAAGUGUUUAAUGCUGAUGACCUCAGGAAUAUAUUUUUAAAAUAUUUGGAACUAUGAAUUAUUAAGUUUUAAUGGGCACAAAAUUCACUCAAAUUGCAGAAAUAUGGCUGGAAUCUAAGAAUUUAUGACCCAUGGUGUAUUUUUGAAAAAGUUAAAAAAGGUGAAAAAAUUUCUUCACUGAAAAAGAAUGACUAUGUACACUCAAUGACUGUGUUUUAUUAAAACGUGAAGAUUCUA
Conger conger (European conger) is the source of this 4202-nucleotide messenger RNA. It is a transcript of the gene casp7, whose product is annotated as caspase 7, apoptosis-related cysteine peptidase. NCBI's taxonomy places the organism in Eukaryota, Metazoa, Chordata, Actinopteri, Anguilliformes, Congridae. The coding region runs from base 178 to 1101 and encodes 307 amino acids. The transcript has 7 exons. The record is from RefSeq and is a predicted model, not a curated record. Gene Ontology annotation, cellular component: cytoplasm. Gene Ontology annotation, biological process: apoptotic process; proteolysis.